AUGAAAACAUCUUGGAUUGUUAGUAUUGCUUUAUCAACUUAUGCUCUUCAUUUUGAUUAUAAACGAAGGAAUAAUGCAGCGUUUCGACGUAAACUGAGUAAGAAGAGUAUAUUAUUGGACUUUUUUUUAUGUUUUAUUGAAGGACGUGAUAAAAAGAAGUUAUCUCAGGUACAAAGACAAGAAGCACUGCAACAAGAGGAGGCGUUGGCACAGGCGAUUCGCAAAGCGUAUCAUGAAGUGCAAAGAUGUGCUCUACCGCACCUCAUAGAAGAACGAGAACAAUUCUUUAUGCAGGAAGUUGCGAAAGGUGAAGGUCUUUAUGCACAAGGGUCUCAUAAAUUUAUCGAGGCUGCUAGUUGUUUUUUCCGUGCACUUAAAGUAUAUCCAAAUCAGAUGGAGUUAAUGGUAAUUUACGAAAAAACUAUACCGAAGGAAGUAAAUGCCAUUAUUGUUAAAUUGCUUCAGCUUGAUGAGACUGAGAAUGCUAUCAAAAAUAUAGAUGAUGCACCUGAAUGA
Messenger RNA from Pneumocystis jirovecii RU7, 516 nucleotides. RefSeq lists its product as uncharacterized. Gene Ontology annotation, cellular component: mitochondrial outer membrane translocase complex; mitochondrial outer membrane. NCBI's taxonomy places the organism in Eukaryota, Fungi, Ascomycota, Pneumocystomycetes, Pneumocystales, Pneumocystaceae. The record is from RefSeq and is a predicted model, not a curated record. Bases 1 to 516 code for a protein of 171 amino acids. Gene Ontology annotation, molecular function: transmembrane protein transporter activity. The transcript is spliced from 4 exons. Gene Ontology annotation, biological process: tRNA import into mitochondrion; protein targeting; protein import into mitochondrial matrix.